Messenger RNA from Malaclemys terrapin pileata, 1919 nucleotides. RefSeq names its product carboxymethylenebutenolidase homolog. Gene Ontology annotation, molecular function: hydrolase activity. The coding region runs from base 216 to 953 and encodes 245 amino acids. The record is from RefSeq and is a predicted model, not a curated record. The transcript has 6 exons. NCBI's taxonomy places the organism in Eukaryota, Metazoa, Chordata, Testudines, Emydidae.
CAUGCACCUUGCCAGACGCCGCGGGCUGCGGAGCGAGGGAGGUGGACAGGAGCACGCAGAAAGCGCAGCGCCCUCGCUACGGAGCCAGCCGAGUCUCUCCUCCCGCCCGGCCGCUGCUGUGCUUGUGAGCCGCUCCCCGCUAGCUGCGCGAGGCGGAGGCCGGCCGCGCUUGGCGGUGGAAGGGGUGAUCGGCGCCCUGAGCUCCAGAUUUCCAGAUGGCCAAUGAAGCAAGACCUUGCCCAUGUGACAUUGGAGACAGGUUUGAGUAUGGGGGCCUUGGGCAUGAAGUGCAAGUUGAGCACAUCAAGGCAUAUGUUUGCAAACCAUCUGCCAGCACGGAAAAAGCUGUGAUUGUGAUUCAAGAUAUAUUUGGAUGGCAACUCCCAAAUACCAGAUACAUGGCUGAUAUGCUUGCAGCUAAUGGAUACAUAGCCAUCUGCCCCGACUUCUUUGUGGGAAAAGAACCUUGGAAUCCUUCUGAUGACUGGUCCACCUUUGAUGAAUGGCUGAAAACACGAGAUGCCAGAAAAACAGACAAGGAAGCUGAUGUUUUCUUGAAGUAUCUAAAGCAGCAAUACAGUGCAAAGAAGAUCGGUGUUGUCGGAUUUUGCUGGGGUGGAAUUGUCGUACAUCACCUGAUGAUGAAAUAUCCUGAGUUAAAGGCAGGUGUGUCUGUCUAUGGAAUAAUCAGGGACUCUGAUGACAGAUACAAUUUACUGAAGCCUACAUUUUUCAUUUUUGGUGAAAAAGAUGAUGUCAUUCCUCUUGACCAAGUCACCUUACUGGAGCAGAAGCUGAAACAACACUGUAAAGUUGAUUACAGAGUUAAAACUUACCCUGGGCAAACUCAUGGUUUUGUACAUCGCAGGAGAGAAGAUAUUAAUCCUCAAGAUAAACCUUACAUUGAGGAAGCAAGAAAGGACAUGAUCAGCUGGCUAAAUAAAUAUAUUUAACAGAAGCAUACAGCCAGGCCUGCAAAACAAAACACUUAGUAUACUGUGAUAAUCAUUUGAUUAAAUUAUAUUUUUAGGGGGAAAGUAUUUUCUAUAAUUAUUUUAGGGAUAAAUAUUUGAUAAAUUAUAUUUUAGGGAAAACACAAAGGCCAUAUUAAUAGAAGUCUGACAAAGAACAUUGCAGAGACUUUUUGACACUAAAAUGAAUUGUACUUUUCUUUUGUAGUUAUUAACACAUGAUUUCAAGUUGAAUUCUUUUAAAUGAUUCUCAGAUUUAACUUAGUUUAAUAUUGUUAUAGUGUGCUGGGAAAAGUUUUCCAAGUUCCUUGAAGUUUAUCCUCUUCACAUUUUUGGUCAGUUACAAUUAACUCUGCAUUGUGGCCCCAAUUCAGCAAAGUAUUUAUUUAAACGUGCUUAAAUCACCAAUUCUUAAUUUAAGCACAUGUAUAGAUUCUUUGCUGAAUACAAACUUGAGAGAUUAGACUUGUUUGACCUGUACUCUCAUGGCCAAUUUGGAUUUCAUAGAUGUCCUCAGUGGAGUAAAUUUCCCCCCAGAUUUGGGGGUGGACAGGGCAACAGCAAGGAACUGCUUUCCCAGUUGACCCUUGGUCUUUCCUUCUCCAUGAGACUCCUGGCUGCCACUUGGCCUACAUUUACCCCAGGUUAGGAAUUUUCAAUGAUAAUGAUAAUGUAGUGCAAGUAUGGGGACUUCUUACUGUGAAAUUGCAUACUAUGGUUGCUAUUAAACAAGAAACUUUUACUGUAUCAUCUUAUCUACCUUAUUGUAAUUUGAUACACUGUUUUCCAUUUCUGGCAUGUGAUAUCAUGGUGGGAAAAAAAUAUCUUAGUAAAAUUAAAGGAUUUCUUCCUAAUGGCAGCCUUUGAGUAUAAACAUACAGCAUCAAAUAAUUCUAUGUUAAUAUUGUUGUAUCAUUUCAAAAUAAUAAAGAAAAUUAACUAACUCUG